This is a messenger RNA of Penicillium diatomitis, 1140 nucleotides long. RefSeq names its product Stk19 family serine/threonine-protein kinase. The transcript has 2 exons. Gene Ontology annotation, molecular function: protein serine/threonine kinase activity. The record is from RefSeq and is a predicted model, not a curated record. Gene Ontology annotation, biological process: positive regulation of Ras protein signal transduction; protein phosphorylation. The coding region runs from base 1 to 1140 and encodes 379 amino acids. NCBI's taxonomy places the organism in Eukaryota, Fungi, Ascomycota, Eurotiomycetes, Eurotiales, Aspergillaceae.
AUGACCCUGCGACUCACCUCUGCCCCCGUAGCCGGAGUCAAGAAGCGUAAAUCUACCCCGAGAAGUCGUGAUUCCCCCUUUGCCGAUCAUGGGCGGCGCAAACCACACUCCCCGGCGGCGCACGCCGUAAAGGCCGCCGCCGAGAAACUGGGUGACGAGGAUCCGCUGCCUGACAAAGGGCGAUCGCAGUAUAUCUCCACGACGGCAGAGGUGCGCGAUGUGGUUGCGGCGAUUCGGUCCAUCCGGACGAGAAUGUUCGACGAGCUUCCUCAGCGGGCGGGGAUGAAUAGCACUCGCAUUGCGGAGGUGUUGAACCUGCGCCGGUCGCUGCCCCCACUGGCCUCGGUGGCACAUAUACACACGUUGCUCAACGCGCCAACGCAGGUGGAACGAGAGAUUGUCGAGCUGUUGCAGGCGGGUCGCAUUCGACGCUUGAUCAUCCCCGGUCGAGGUAACGACGCAGCAGGGCUGGGGGACUGUCUGGUCUUGGCUGAGGAGUGGGAGGAGUCGGUCCGGGAGAACUCCGCGUUGAGUGAUGAGUUGAAGGAGAAAUUCCUCAAUAUCCUUUCCCGCAUCGGAGCCUCGUCCGCGCUCUCCCAAAGUAUCUUCACCCCCGACGAGUAUCGAGUGCUCGUCCGAGCGGGCUUCUUAGUCUCUUCAUCCACUUAUACCCAAGCAUCGCUGAAUGUGACUUCUCUGCCAAAUCUCCCUCCGGCUGUCAUCUCGUCGGCCAGUCGGAAAGGUCCGGCCCUGGCGUCAGACAAUGACCGACCGGUUCAAACCGAUGCGCAGGCUCGUGCGGCGACUCUAUUCUUGUCCUUGCCCAACACGGGCACUUAUCUACGACUGUUGGGUGCAGGUCGGGCGCACUUGAUCGCCCUGCUGCGGCGCUCCCCAUGGAGUGAGGCACCCCUCGGCUUGUUGAAAGAUCGUUGGGACGGAGCAGUCGAGACGGAGAAGAGUUUCCAUUCGGCCAAACGCGCACGAGGGGAGUUUGCCGGUGUAUUGCCCGGUCGAACGAAGAAGUGGAAGGAUCUGUAUGGGAUGCAAUUUCGCUGGGCGCUGGAAGAAGCCCUGGGUGCAGGCCUAGUAGAGAUCUUUGAGACUGGCAGCGUGGGACCCGGCAUCCGAUGUCUGUAG